Quercus lobata is the source of this 819-nucleotide messenger RNA. RefSeq lists its product as uncharacterized. The record is from RefSeq and is a predicted model, not a curated record. Lineage: Eukaryota; Viridiplantae; Streptophyta; Magnoliopsida; Fagales; Fagaceae. The transcript is spliced from 2 exons. Bases 1 to 819 code for a protein of 272 amino acids.
AUGGUCUCCUCUCUCAUUGAUCAAGAGACUAAAUGGUGGAAAACUAGUGUAGUUCGGGCGCUCUUUUUGCCUUUUAAAGUGGACACUAUUCUGAAAAUUCCUUUAAGUCAGAAUUUACCGGAGGACAAUCUUAUUUGGAUUGGAAAUAAAAGGGGUGUUUUCACUGUCAAGAGUGCUUAUCACAUAGCUGCCAAUCUCCAGGAUGGUAUUGAUGUCGGGGAAUGCUCUUUUGAAGACUCAAAUGCUUAUCUUUGGAAAAAUUUGCGGAAGCUAAAACUCCCUGCAAAAAUCAAAAUAUUCUCUUGGAGAGCUUGUGUAGAUGGGCUCUCGGUGAAUGUAAAGCUGGUGGAGAGGGGUAUUAAGUCUGACUUUGAUUAUCCUGUUUGUGGGGAAGAGCCAGAAAGCCUUAUUCAUGCUUUAGUUUCUUGUGACUUUGCUCUAUCGUCCAUAUGGCAUAACCAAAAUCUGAUAGUUCAUAAUGAGUGUGGUCUUUCCCCUCUGCAAGUCUGGGAAAUGGCGAAGGGAGUUGUUAAGGACUUCCAGGAAGCUAACCCAAUAUACCUAUCCACGAAGCAACCAUCGAAUGGUGGCUGGGUAGCGCCUCCCCCGGGUUUUUUCAAAAUUAAUGUGGAUGGUGUGUCUUCCUUGGAUGGUCAGGGGGUGUUGGGAGUGGGAGUGAUCAUUCGUGAUGCUAAAGGUGGUGUGGUUAUUGCUCUUAGUAAAGCUUUGCCUAUGCACUAUCCAGCUGAAUGGACUGAGCUCUAUGGAGCAAGGUGUUCUUUUGGCUCGGGAAAUGGCUGUCCAGCUGGCCAUCUUUGA